This is a messenger RNA of Strongylus vulgaris, 279 nucleotides long. Lineage: Eukaryota; Metazoa; Nematoda; Chromadorea; Rhabditida; Strongylidae. The record is from the annotation of a GenBank genome assembly.
AUGGCCGAGGAAGAACGGCCGGAAUCCGAAGGUGAGCGCGAUAUGUCCGAUUCUGAGUCAGAAACUGAACUUGACCCUGGGGAGUACGAAAAGCGACGCGACUUGUGUCUUCGACAAAUAAUAUUGGCUGAAAUCCAAUUUAACAAGCUAAAGAUCGUUCUUCGGGAUUUGAAAGUAAGGCAGCUUAUGAAACGCCGACAAGAUGUAUUAAAUCAGACUGAUCCUGAGUUCAUAGCCAAACAGCGAGAACUUUUGGAAGAGUGUAAUGCUCGUAAUAAG